Molecule: messenger RNA, 930 nt
Organism: Synchiropus splendidus (mandarinfish)
Lineage: Eukaryota; Metazoa; Chordata; Actinopteri; Syngnathiformes; Callionymidae
Product: psychosine receptor-like
Exons: 1
Coding region: 1-930 (309 amino acids)
Biological process (GO): G protein-coupled receptor signaling pathway
Cellular component (GO): membrane
Molecular function (GO): G protein-coupled receptor activity
Source: RefSeq, a predicted model, not a curated record
AUGGAUAACAUAACAGCCAACCAAUCACAGUGCAUCUUUGUGGACUACACAUCCAGGAGGAGGAUCUUUCUGUUUUUAUACCUGGGUAUCAUCCUCAUGGCGAUUCCUGCCAACCUCUUCUUCCUCUACGUGUCAUGGCGGCACAUCAGACAGAAGAACGAGCUCGGCGUUUAUCUCUUCAACCUGGCGCUGAGCGACUUGACCUUCACCGCCGGCCUUGCUUUGUGGCUGGACUAUCUGUGGAGUGGGGCUUGGACUCAUGGCGGCUACAUGUGCCUUGUGUCCGUCUACUCGCUCUUCACCAAUUUUUACACCAGUCAUGCCAUGCUGUGCUGCGUUGCUGUGAACCGCUACCUGGCGGUGGCGCACCCCCUGAAGUACACGUCUCUGAGGACCAUUUGGAUGGCUGCUUUGGUCAGUGUCGGCAUCUGGGGGCUGGUUCUCUGCUUCAAUGCGUCGACCAUCAGAUGGGAGGACUCGUACUUCGAGGGCAACGUUUCAAUGUGCUUCGACAACUUCAUGCCUCUCUCGGAGAGCAUGGUGCGAGCUAACGUCCUGCGCUUCACCCUCGGCUUCUUCACGCCUCUGUCGGUGGCCAUGUUCGCGACGUGGGGCACCUGCCUGGCAGUGAAGACGAACCAAACCAUCAAAGAGGAGGAGCGCAGGCGCAUCAUGAAACUGCUGGCCAUGAUCCUCGUCAGCGUGAUCAUUUGCUUCGGACCCGCCCAUGUCAUGAUGCUCCUGCGGAUGCUGGUGGAGGACUGUGAGAACGUGCAGUGGUACCUCUACUGCUACAAGAUCAGCACCAUCGUCUCCAGCCUCAACUGUUUGGCGGAUCCAUUCAUUUACUGCUUCAUCACCCCAACUGGGAAGUCGAACAUCAGCAUGCUCCUCGACUUUUUCUCCAGGCAAACAGAAGGAGAACGGUGA